AUGCAAAUAAAGCUUGGAUAUUUCUAGUUCUAAAACAACUUCAAAUAUUAAAAAUGCAUCCUCAUAGAAAUCUAAAACAUGAACGAGUAGUAUAUACAAUUCUAAAAAAAAGGCCUUAAAAUAUAUAAAAAUAGGAUGCUAUGUUCUCUUUCACAUGAAUUAAAGACUCCUUUAAAUUUAAGUAUUACUCUAUUAGAAUAUUUAUAGUAAAAUAAAUUGGCAAAUGAUGAAGUUUAAGAAUAAAUAAUUUCUCCAUCUUUAAAUUCAAAUAAAUUAUUACUAAAUGUAGUUAAUGAUUGCCUUGAUUAUGCUUAGAUUUGCUUAGGGAAAUUCUAGAUUAAGUUUUAGUAAUUUUCAAUUUUAUAAUUAAUAUAGGAAUGUGUUGAAUUGGUUAAGUUUUAGGCUUUUUAAAAAGGAAUUAAUAUAAAAACUUUUUUUGAUGAUUGUUUACCGAAAGAUAUUAAUUCUGACCCUUCCAGAUUAAAAUAGAUAAUACUAAAUUUAUUAACUAAUUCUAUUAGAUUUACCGAAAAAGGCAAUAUUAAAAUUUCCACAAAAUCAUUACCUGAAAAUCUAAUUAGAAUAGAAGUAUAAGAUACUGGAUGUGGAAUUACAAAGAAUUAAAUUACUAAAAUAUUAAACUCUUUUGGCAAUAUUAAUAACUAAAAUGCUUUAAAUACAUAAAAUGCAGGUUUUGGAUUAAGUAUAAGCAAUAUAUUAGCUAAAGGGUUAGGUUAAGGGCGGAAAAUAGAAAUAAAAAGUGAACUUAAUGUAGGUUCUAGUUUUAUUUUUUAUAUAAUUGAUUACCCUAAAUUUAAAAAUGAACCAAAUAGUAGUUUAGCAAAAUAAAAAAUGAGUAAUUAUAUUUUAUAUAAAUAAAAUAAUAUUAAUUAUAACAAUAAAUACUAUUCAAAGAAUUUAUGUAAAAAUUGCUCUUGUAUUUUAAUCGUGGACGAUGUUUAAUUUAAUUGUUAUGUUUUGAAGUUAAAAUUAGAUUAAUAUGGGUUUAAAUGUGAAAUAGCAAAUAGUGGAAUGGGAGGAAUAUAAAAAGUGUAGGAAAAAUUUAAAAGUUAAUGUUGUAAAAAAUUCCAUUUAAUUUUUAUGGAUAUUGAUAUGCCAGGAAAAAAUGGACUAUAAACUACUUAAGACAUUAUUUAAUUUUAUAAGUCUAUGCAAACUACUGCUUGUGUUAUUUCGGCUUAUAGUGCUUUUGUUGGAUAAAUUGAUAAAUAAAAUGCUUUUGAUAGUGGAAUGUAAUAUUAUAUUACUAAGCCUUUAUAAUAAAAAGAUUUAGAAACUAUAUUAAAUUAGGUCUUUUUAUGA
Messenger RNA from Ichthyophthirius multifiliis, 1323 nucleotides. RefSeq lists its product as hypothetical. Gene Ontology annotation, biological process: phosphorelay signal transduction system. Gene Ontology annotation, molecular function: phosphorelay sensor kinase activity. Lineage: Eukaryota; Ciliophora; Oligohymenophorea; Hymenostomatida. The record is from RefSeq and is a predicted model, not a curated record. The transcript has 2 exons.